AUGAUGAAUUGGUUUAUGAAUUACAUCCAAGUUUUUCUGCAGUGCUUCCAGCAUGAUCAAGCUGCGGCAGAAGGAACCAAAAACCAGACGCCGAACGAUGUGCUCGCUUCCAUAGGGUUGGAUGCUUUGUCGCAGAUACCCAGCUACAGUAAUCCGUCUCAGUUCGGUUGUCUGACCUUCGCGGCAGCGCAUCCCAAGACUCGAUUGAUCUCCGAGAUUCUUUCGCAGGCUGCGACCUUCAAAAAUUUGUCUCUGUGCUGUGUGAGCGGCGACGUCGUACAUCGCCUUCAGUACGGAUUGCAGCCGACAGAAGACACGCAGCCCAUUGAAAAAAUCACCUGGUGGCUGAAUAAGUGCGACCUUCCUUUGAGCGUCGUGACGUGUGGAUCACGAUGGCGCACCAUCGCAUCAUUGCUUCCUCUGGCGCGACUGAAGAUGCUAAACAUUGAUGUGCCGGAAUCUGAUUUUACUCUUCCUGAUGUUGCUGCGCUCUCGAUCGAAGAGCUAACUUUGACCAACGCACCUCGCAUUGUGCUCGGCUCAGAGCCGUCUCAAAUGAUGCAUCUCCGCACACUGACUGCGGAAUCUUGCUCUGCCGUUGACGUUAAACUUCUUUUUGGCCUUCCAGCGCUGACGACGUUUUCCGUCUCAACCAACGAACGGACGGUCGAUAUGCAUAAUUUUUCAGCCUUCGCUCUUUUGGAGACAGUUAGGAUCAGAGGCGCGAAGUUGCAGAACCUUUUAGGCUUCGAACUCUGCGCGUCGCUCACCAGCGUAUUUUUUCCUCUCGGUCUCGAGUUGAAGAGUCUUUCGCCUCUUACCGCUGCACCUUCCCUGCGCUUCAUCGACGCGCAUGGCAGUGGCUUGCAAGAGGUCGGCGGCACUGCAGCCUGGCCUGCUCUUGAAACAAUCGAUGUUUGCCAUUGUAAGCACCUGAUGAGUCUGUCAGGUCUUGCGCAUGCUUCAUCUCUGCGCUCCAUUUACGCAGCAGGCAGUGGCAUUCGUGAAAUUACCGGAUUACAGAAAUGUCUGGAGCUUUCUUUCAUUGAUCUAGCGCAUUGUGUGUAUCUGACUACGCUGGCUCCAUUAGCUGGUACUCCUCAACUCCAGUUUCUCCGAGCUAACAACUCCUCGGUCAGUGAUCUCAGUGGACUCGGCAGUUGUCCGUCUCUCAGGCACAUCAAUGUGGAGUGCUGCUGA
This is a messenger RNA of Leptomonas pyrrhocoris, 1200 nucleotides long. RefSeq lists its product as hypothetical. The record is from RefSeq and is a predicted model, not a curated record. NCBI's taxonomy places the organism in Eukaryota, Euglenozoa, Kinetoplastea, Trypanosomatida, Trypanosomatidae. Bases 1 to 1200 code for a protein of 399 amino acids. The transcript has a single exon.